This is a messenger RNA of Cutaneotrichosporon oleaginosum, 1133 nucleotides long. RefSeq lists its product as uncharacterized. NCBI's taxonomy places the organism in Eukaryota, Fungi, Basidiomycota, Tremellomycetes, Trichosporonales, Trichosporonaceae. The record is from RefSeq and is a predicted model, not a curated record.
CAUCCAGCCUUCAACGGUCUUGUCGCCGUCCGCAGCCCGCCUACGUCCGCUCACCCAGCAGCCCCGCCUACGCCGCCCAGCUCAGUGACGACGAUGUCAGCGUCAAAUACAGCGCGACUGUUCUCCAGUCGCCCGUUUUCUUCAAUUCCAUCUGCGUAUCAUGUCUGGCACUCCCUUUCCCCACGAGCUUCCUGACCCCCGCGAUCCCAACCUCGAGCAGUUCGGGCUCAUCGCCGCGCGGAAGUUCACUACUGCAAAUCGCAUGAAUCGGGAACGCUGCGGCGAAGGCGAUUCAUGGAUGGACGUUGAUGCCGUCUGCUUCACCCUUGCGGCGCUGUACAAUGCCUGGCUGGAGAUGAAGGCAAAAGCCGGCAGCACCCCACGGUGGGAUCAAGCGCGGGCCGAAAUGUCCCGCUGCGCUCGUCUGGCAUACGACACCCUCAUCUUGACAGUGUUUGAGCCUUCAGGCUCGACGCCCGCCGGCCCCGCAUUCGGAAUAGGCUACGGCUACGGGCUCCGCCAUCUUCCUCCGUCGCGCGAAGAUGUGCAGGCGUACGUACUCGAAGCCCUCGAAUGGUGGUGGCUCCUGCGACUGCGUGCGCUCGCCGACACCCGCUUGCCGAAGGGGUACGCGCCUGUAUUGGAUAGAGUACCAGUUUUCCGGCACGCAACGUCCACGCCCCCCGUCUCGCUCCCAGUCUCGCCAGACCUCGCUCCGCAGGGCUCCCCUCCGUCCUCGGUAGCGUGGCAUGGAGACUCUACGCUCCCCUUGGACGAGUCGUACGCCCACAAGUCGAUGCACGCGGUUAUAGGCUGGAGAGCGAACGGAAUGCUUGGCGUUCUGGCAUUGCACGUUGAACGGUCGCGAUGGGUAUGGUAUUCGGACUUUCGGCAGAGCGACCUCACGCGCAAAGUUCUUGGCGAAGCUGGCCUCUCCCCUCUUCUGAACCAGCCGAGCCUGCCGGGGUCACUGCGCGGGCACAGGCAGCAGUAGGGAGGAAAAAAGUUCAGGUAGUCAGUUGUAUUGCUGUAUCCUCCGUUGUAUGCCUCUGAGCGACUCUCAGCGACUGUAUUACUUGACAUCGCGCCCCAUACUUCCGACGCUAAACUAGGAGCGCCAUUCGCGAUGAACU